GGAGAUACUUGGUGUGUUCAGCGGGACCUCGAGCACGAUCUCCAUUUGGCUGCUAUACUAGGCAAAACCCUCCUGGAACGCAACCGCGAGUUGGAGCAGGCGCUUCAGCACAUGUACUCCGCCAACAAAGAUCAGCUGCUGGAAAUAGAGGUGGCAUACACACACGCACGCACGCGCCCAGAGCGGGCAAGGAAGUCAGCAGUGGCGUUGCCCUGUUUUGCUCACUGCUGCUGUCGUUGUGUUUAGCAGCAUGCUAUAUAUUUCGGGAAUGCGGCUGCAUAAGAGAGCACUGACAAGGAGCGGGUUUGAAAAUGAGAUUUUCCUUGUAAGCGAGGUGUAAACGAUAAUCGGGUAGUCUGAGUCGGUGAGCGUCGAUUGAAAAUGACAUCACUUGACUCCAACUCCAAACGUCUUCCUUGUCCUGUUGGCCAGUAUCUGGCCAAGCAGGUGGAGCUGCUGCGUCACGUAAACGAGCAGCACGCCAAAGUUUAUGAGCAGCUGGACCUGUCCACCAGGGAGCUGGAGCGAAGCAACGGGAGGCUCGUGCAGGACGAGCGCCUGGCCCAGAACAAGAUAAACAGGUUUGGGCCAUUCCUCGAUUGUCUUCCGUCUCGUUCCAGUCUGACCGAGUCCAUCGAAGGACUACAAAGGCACGUGGAGGCUCUGCGGAACCGGCUGGAGAUGCUCAUGACUGCCCAAUCCAAGCAGAACAAACAAGAGCGGCUACGCAACCUUAGCGCGCAGAGCGUUUCCUGUCUUGGAGAAAUGCUUGACAUGGAGCCCGACAGGCGACAAACAGAUGGACGGCGGUUGCCCCAGGAAUCCGUGGUCAACCCACAUCGACGCCGAGACCCAGAAGAGGAACACUGGAUUCUUCUUGGAUCGGUCCGCACUCUCCAGGGUCAAUUAGCAACGGAGAGGAAGCGUCGGGAGGCGGCGGAACGCGAGAGCGAACUCGCGACCAAUGACAAGCGAGGCCUGGAGCGACGACUCAGCCUCCUGGCAGGUUCCCAGACCAGGCAGGUGGAGCUGAAGGCCCAAGUGGAGGCCCUGAGGCUCAUGUGGCGUGACGACUGCACAUCCAGGAAACCAGACCAACUACUUCUUCCCGACGCAAUGUUCUAUGACUCAUUCGAUAAAUCCGAAACGGAUCAAGAUGGGUCAGAGGAGGCGGUUGAUGAGAUGACUGAAGGCCAGGAUGAGGAGCGCCAGGGACAGAGGCGCAGGAGCGCCGCGAGCCUGUGGGACGAUCACGACAAGAUGUGCGUGAGGAGGGCGGAGGUGGUGAAGCAGAGGGGUGUCCUGCUGCUCAAUGAGGUGGACGCGCACUACAACGCACUGCAGGUGAAGUACAACGAGCUGUUCCAGAGGUGUCAGCAGCCAAACGCGGGGCUCCCCCACAACUCCGUCCAGACGUCCCGAACCCCAUCCGUGAGCAUUCAUCCCCGCCGCCGCCUCUCCGAUUCGCCAACAGAAGCCUCAACGACGUCGGAGGAGCCCAAUUACAAGGUUCUCUUCAAGGAGAUCUUCACCUGCAUCCAGAAGACCAAAGAAGACGUGCACAAGCCCAGACCCGUCAGCGACGCACCCGGCAUGUGAUCUCAUCGGUCCUCACCUUGGACUCUUGGGCACUUUCAAACCAUUCUGGUGCUUCAUAUAUUGUGGACCAGGCGCCAACUGUCUAUUCAAAUCCUCCGAGGCUUUAGUCAGUCAGCACUGAUUAUUUUUGUCAUUCUCAGUUACUUGAAACAGUGAUAGUACUAAAAAAGCUGAUUUAUACGUUUCAAAAGUAUUUGCCGAUGUCUCAGCUGCUAAUCAACACGUAUUACAUCACAGGCAGGCAUGCGUAAACACUUUUAACGCCGUCAUGUGCAAAGAAGUGUUGGAAUGUUCUAAUAGGAUCAAAACGGUUUACGGUAAUGCUAAUAAUUUAUAUAUAUUCUCUGACUGAAAUACAUUGGAACAAUGACACUGCUCUCAGCACUUUUCCAUUAUUUAUUUUUGAAAGAGUUUAUUUAUAUUUUGUUGCAAGGAGUUGACUGAAUGAAUUGCCUGACACUUGUGACUCAAACCAUCACAGAAAAAAAGUUUAUAAAAAAGUAUUCAUCACA
This is a messenger RNA of Syngnathus typhle (broad-nosed pipefish), 2111 nucleotides long. RefSeq names its product cerebellar degeneration-related protein 2a (gene cdr2a). The transcript is spliced from 6 exons. Bases 382 to 1599 code for a protein of 405 amino acids. The record is from RefSeq and is a predicted model, not a curated record. NCBI's taxonomy places the organism in Eukaryota, Metazoa, Chordata, Actinopteri, Syngnathiformes, Syngnathidae.